Molecule: messenger RNA, 669 nt
Organism: Papaver somniferum (opium poppy)
Lineage: Eukaryota; Viridiplantae; Streptophyta; Magnoliopsida; Ranunculales; Papaveraceae
Exons: 3
Coding region: 1-669 (222 amino acids)
Source: RefSeq, a predicted model, not a curated record
AUGUGGAAGCAAGAUGCUGGUACUGCUGAGGUGGGAAGCAAAAUACCUUUCUUAGUGGCAAUAAGUGACGAUGAGCUUGGAAGUAUCAAUCGAGCCAACGAUCCUUGUUCGUCGCCUGAGUACAACCCUGCUACACCUCCCUCAAAAACACCAAAACAACCUCGUCUGCCAUUCAAAGAUGCUCCUUUUCACCCAGGCUUGUACAGGUCAACAGGCUCUGCGGUGACUAUUAGCGAUUCUGCCAUUCAGAACCCAACUGUAGCUCGCGGCAUUAUGCUCUCCGGUAUGCUGCCGGUAGAUCGUCAUUGUUACGACCAGAUGACUGGUAUAGAUCAAGCUCUUGACCGUGCAACUCAAUUUCACUUCGCCGGUCUUUCACUUGUUCGAAAGGUUGGUGAGAUCCAUUACGAGGCCUUAGUCAGGAGACAAAAAGCUCAUGAACUUGCCUUGCACCGUCUCGAGCGCGAGAAUGACAGAUUGAAGCGCCAGAUCGAAAGCCUCCACGCAGAGGGUCGUGAUGCUGACAAUGCUUUGAAGCUGAUGCGUAAGCAACGCGAUCGUGCCAACUUUAAGGUUAAAGGCCUUGGAGGUUAUGCUGCUGCUCCUUCUGAUGUCGAAAAAGCCGUUGACGGUGUUGACGAUAAGCUCUACUACCCGGAAGAGGAAUGA